Aspergillus costaricaensis CBS 115574 is the source of this 795-nucleotide messenger RNA. RefSeq lists its product as uncharacterized. The transcript is spliced from 3 exons. Gene Ontology annotation, molecular function: transmembrane transporter activity. The record is from RefSeq and is a predicted model, not a curated record. Bases 1 to 795 code for a protein of 264 amino acids. Gene Ontology annotation, biological process: transmembrane transport. NCBI's taxonomy places the organism in Eukaryota, Fungi, Ascomycota, Eurotiomycetes, Eurotiales, Aspergillaceae.
AUGGCUAUAUUUCUUGGGGGUAGUCAGCUGUGCGCCGCAGCACCGAAUGUGGACGUCCUCGCCGUCCGAGUAUUCCAGGGCCUUGGUGGCUCAGGCAUGAUAUGGGCGGUUGGAAGCGCAGUGGGACCUGUCCUCGGUGGUGUAUCUGUUACGAAACUCAGCUGGCGAUGGUGUUUCUGGAUCAACCUACCCAUCGGCGACCUCGACUUCGCCGUCCUCCUUCUCUACCUUCACGUCCCCAACCCCCGAAAACCCCGAACGACCGGCCUAAAAGCCAUCGACUGGACCGGCAUCCUCUUAAUCGUCGGCCCCGUAGUGAUGAUCCUCCUCGCCCUCGACCUGGGCGAUGUAAUCUACCCCUGGUCAUCGGCAACGAUGGGCUUCGUCCGCUCGCUUGUCACUGCGAUAGCAGUAGUAGUUGGCGGCGUGGUAUUCCAGGCUAAGACGACGGCUGCUAAUGGAGCACUGCCCCAUAGACUUUGUGGUGACAAUGCGCUAGCGAGGGAGUUUGAUGGGGACCUUGCGGCGUCGAAUGUGGAGAAGAUUAGUGGUCUCGAGGAAAGUGAACAAGUUGCUGUCAGAGGGACGUGUUUUCGGGCGCUGCGGAUGGUCUGGGUUAUGUAUGUUACUUUUGCAUGGUUGGCGUUGGUGGUUACGCUGUUUGUGAGGGCUCAUAAUCUGAGAAAGGAGAAAGAGGGGGCACUGUUGGGGGUGGAGAGGGUAACCCGGGAUGGUAGGAGACGAGAUCCAGAGGUUGGGAUGCAAGAUAUAUGUGAUUGCCGGGAAACCGUCUAG